AUGCCCUACUCCAUUCCUUGUGUUCGUUGCGGUGCACCUUUGAGCGGUAGCACUUCCGAUUAUCAAAGACACAUGUCGUCUCAUCAGGCUGGUCCUAACAAGGCUCCCACUCUGCCUUCUAUCUCCACUCAUCACAGCCCUUCACCUACUGAACGUGUUCUCGACGGGAUUCACCACAUCCCGCCUGCUGACCCUGCUACAGGCUCUAUUCCCCACAGCUCUUAUCAUCCUACAUCCAUCGGCAAUUCCCCAAACCCUUCAGCCAGCGGUUCGUCUACAUUCUCCUCUCCGACUCAUUUCCUCCGCAAUGCGCCUUCCUUGACUCUCGUCAACGCUACUAUUGAUAGGCCUACUACUCGUGUUGCUGAAGCUCAUUUUGCUCAUGCUCGCGGACGUGCUGCUAACCGUGUUGCCAAAGUCCAAGCUGCUAGGGGUCAUGCUCCACGCCCAUGUGCUACUCGUGCUCGUUUGGCGAGGUCUCGUGCUCGUGCUGCUCUCAAUCAACACCUCACGGCCCCGCCUCCUGGAACACCUAGACCUACUCCUCCAGCCACGUCUUCCCCUCUUGCAACAGCUGUACCCGCUGCUGUUCGCGCCAAGAACAAGAGAAAGAGAAGUGAGCCUGGUACUCGACCUAAGAAUAAGCGCGCUUGUGGAGAAUCUGCCUAUGGUGAUGGUAACGCUACUCCUAGCUUCGACAUUGUGGCUUUUGCUGGUCCUGUUGAUCAGUUCAACUCUCUCAUCAUUUGCAGCUCUCCACUCACUCCUUCUCUCGUCGAUCAGUUGAAUUCUCUCGAGAUUUGA
Molecule: messenger RNA, 804 nt
Organism: Aureobasidium subglaciale EXF-2481
Lineage: Eukaryota; Fungi; Ascomycota; Dothideomycetes; Dothideales; Saccotheciaceae
Exons: 1
Coding region: 1-804 (267 amino acids)
Source: RefSeq, a predicted model, not a curated record